CAAAACUACUUCAGGUAAAGUUGUCAGAGAUGGGAAAUACAGGUGGGAAGAAAAGAGAAAAUCAGUUGACAGAGAAAGGUCUAACACAUAGACAAGAUGAGACAACACAGUUAGAAGAAAGACAAGAUGAGACAACACAGUUGGAAGAAAAAAAAACUGAAGGAGAUUUUAUCCCAGGACAUCAUGAAGCCGAGAUCUGCUAUGGAGGUGAAGCUGACUUACACAAGCACUAUAACAGGUGUAAGAAGAAUCCAGGUCAUGUCAACUUUAUACCUGUUAAUGAUUUUAACUUGGAUCAUCUCCCUUUACGUUACCGUGAUGUCAUCAUGUUGGAGCUAAUGAAAGCUUUGUCUGCCCUAACGGUCCUGAUAAAGGUCAAGUACACAAGUCUAGAGAGACCAAAGUCUGUUCCAUGCUUCAGUGGUCAGUAUCCAUUUUAUAACACCAGAGGAAGUGACGUGUUGAGGACAGGGACGGGGAGGGUGUGGCGUGUGGUCAAGUACACAGAGAGUGCCAACAUGGGCACUUGUCCAUGUGGCAAGUGUCAACACUCGGACACACCCAGCAAAGUGUGGGGGAAGGUUUAUGUGUUGACAGCCAGACACGUGGUGUUUGAUGACAGUGAGGCGAGACAGACCAGGUGUGUUGUAGGUUUUGAUGACAAUAAAAGUCCUGGGGUCAGUCUUGAUGGCUGGGGGGCGGGGAAGGCAGACAUUGAGGGAGACAGGUGUGUGUUUACAUGUGUGUCAUGUGACUUAGAGUUGCUUGAUGAACUGUACAAGAUGUGGCAGCAGUUUGAUGGUCUAUGUUGGAAAGUAAGGGACAAAUACUGGAGACUUUUUGAUGUGGACAAGUUGACCGUUAUAGUGUCACAUCCUCAUGGCUGUCCUAAACAGGUCUCUGUAGGACAAUGGACACACGAACAUGUGAGGGGAGAUUGGUACAAGUACACGUACACAACAUGUACAUGUCCAGGCUCCAGUGGAGCGUAUGUCUACAUGCCGAGAUAUAGCGGGUGGUGGUUGUCACGUCCCCACAGUGGAUCAAACUCUGAAGGAAAUUAUAGUGGGGAGGAUGAGAUGUAUUGAUCCAUCUGUAACUGUUGGUUCUCUCCCCUUGUCUAAUGUAACUGUUGGUUCUCUCCCCUUGUCUAAUGUAACUGUUGGUUCUCUCCCCUUGUCUAAUGUAAACAAACAAAAUGGCGGCUCCCUUCAUUAAACUUGUGUGUGUCAAAACUUAAAUGUCUUCAUCAGCAACUUUGUGUUCUGGUGAAGACAAGAAAUAAAUUGUUUGGUUUCUUUCAGUCAUUUGUUAAGAGUUGUUAGACACAUAAACAAAAUUAUAAACAAAUGUUUAUUUCAAUAAAGUGUGUUGCAUGCUAUUGUAUAUUUAAAUAUAUUAAUUACUAUAGAAGAUUAUUGAUUUGUUAUAAGCCUACUGAUGAUUUUAAUCUGUGCAGAUGUCAAUAAAAUUUUAGAUUUCAAAGUUUC
This is a messenger RNA of Physella acuta, 1490 nucleotides long. RefSeq lists its product as uncharacterized. The record is from RefSeq and is a predicted model, not a curated record. Lineage: Eukaryota; Metazoa; Mollusca; Gastropoda; Physidae.